UCAGACGUCAGGCUAUCCGCAGUCACCAUGCAUUUGGGGAGAUUUGUCUGCACAAAGUUUUCUCUUCUACACCUAUUUCUUCUUUGUUGCGGUGCUAAGACACUCCCUUACCAAUGCCAAAAACCCUCUUCCUGCGGCCAAAUUCUCAACAUCUCACACCCUUUUGGAUUGAAAGGUGAUCCUGGAAACUGCAGUGAGGAACCUCUCUACCAGCUGGAAUGCGAGAACGAUAACACAGUUUUUUACUCGAAAGCCCUCAAGUACUACGUGCUGGCAAUCAAUUAUCAGGAUUCCACGAUCCGAGUUGUUGAUGCCGGUCUUCUUCAAAGGAACAACUGCUCCUCCCUUCCUUUUCGUUCUUUCAGUUCUUAUGAUCUCCAGGAUGAUUUCUUAUACCUACGACAAAUGGGCAUGGCAACAGUUUUAUACUUGAGUUGUGAAAAUCCAGUUGAUUCUUCUCACUAUAUAGACACUAGGCCUUGUACCCAUGGUGUUUAUAAUCCAGCCAACAGAUCCUCAAUGGAAAGGCAAUAUUAUUCUUAUGUUAUGUUGGGGAAUCGCAAUGUGUCGGAGAUUGCAGAUCACUGCAGGAUAGACAUGGUAGUCAAGUCGUCUUCUCCAACAAUAUACAGUGAAAAUCUGUCCUAUGCAGACAUUCAUAACCAGCUUCUCUAUGGGUUUCAGCUUGGAUACUCUUGGGUCAAUCCUGAUCUUGACCAUUGCGGUUUUCUUUGUAUGAGUGGUAUUAUAACGGCUGAUUUAUUUGGCAAUGCAGCAUCAUUGAUUGCUCUAAUAAUAGUUGUUGGAAGAUUAUGUACGCUGCCAUUGGUGGUUGCAUUCUUAAUAUAUAAAUGGCGUAGAAGACAUUUAUCAAUGUUUGACAUGGUGGAAGAUUUUCUUCAAAGUCAGAACAAUCUCAUGCCUAUCAAGUACUCAUUUUCAGAAAUUAAGAAAAUGACUAAUGGGUUCAAGACUAUGCUAGGUGAAGGUGGUUAUAGUUUUGUUUACAAAGGAAAGCUUCGAAGCGGCCGUAUAGUAGCCGUAAAGAUAUUGGGCAAGUCCAAAUGUAAUGGGCAAGAAUUCAUCAAUGAAGUCAUUACCAUCGGGAGGAUUCAUCAUGCCAAUGUAGUUCAACUGAUUGGAUUUUGUGCGGAAAGGUCUAAGCGUGCUCUUGUAUACGAAUUCAUGGCCAACGGGUCUCUUGAAAAGUAUAUAUUCUCGCAAGAAAGCGGUACCUCUUUGAGUUGCAAGAAAAUGUACGAGAUUUCUAUUGGCGUGGCUCGUGGGAUUGAAUAUCUACAUAAAGGUUGUGACAUGCAAAUCUUACAUUUUGAUAUCAAGCCACACAACAUACUUCUGGAUGAAAAUUUCAUUCCAAAAGUGUCAGAUUUUGGACUUGCAAAAUUAUAUCCGAUAGAAGACAGUAUGGUUCCUCACACAGCAGCACGAGGUACAAUGGGUUAUAUGGCUCCUGAGUUAUUCUAUAAAAACAUUGGAGGUAUUUCUUAUAAAGCUGAUGUUUAUAGUUUCGGAAUGUUGUUAAUGGAAAUGGUUAGCAAACGAAAGAAUUUAAAUGCUUUUGCCGAGCAUUCAAGUCAAAUUUACUUCCCUUCAUGGGUUUUUGACCAAUUGAGUUUGGGAAAAGAAAUUGAAAUUGGAGAAAUCACAGAUGAGGAGAAGGAGAUAGUGAAGAAGAUGGUGAUGGUAUCCUUGUGGUGCAUACAAAUGAAGCCUAGUAAUCGUCCUUCCAUGAACAAAGUUGUUGAGAUGCUAGAAAAUGAAGUUUGCUGCUUACAAAUGCCUCCAACGCCAUUCAAUCUGGUGUAAAUGGUAUCAUUAAUUUGUUUUGAUUUUGUACCGCAUAUUUAUUAGAAUGGAAUUGAGUAGAAUAGAUAUUCUGUAGUGAUAGAAUAAGAUAGGAAUAGAACGUAAAAGGUUAUAUAAUUUGGUUGGUAGAAUGGAAUAAGGUAAAUUUGUUAUUAUGACUUAUUGUAAUAUUUAGUUAGUAAAAAUAAUU
Theobroma umbraticum is the source of this 2017-nucleotide messenger RNA. RefSeq names its product rust resistance kinase Lr10-like. Gene Ontology annotation, molecular function: polysaccharide binding; ATP binding; protein kinase activity. NCBI's taxonomy places the organism in Eukaryota, Viridiplantae, Streptophyta, Magnoliopsida, Malvales, Malvaceae. Gene Ontology annotation, biological process: protein phosphorylation. The record is from RefSeq and is a predicted model, not a curated record.